Molecule: messenger RNA, 393 nt
Organism: Cryptosporidium ubiquitum
Lineage: Eukaryota; Apicomplexa; Conoidasida; Eucoccidiorida; Cryptosporidiidae
Exons: 2
Coding region: 1-393 (130 amino acids)
Source: RefSeq, a predicted model, not a curated record
AUGGCAGAUUGGGAAUCACUUCUCUUAGAAAGAGUCAAAAAAAGAGAUCAGCCAAGUAUUUCUGAUCUUUUGGGACUUUAUGCUUCUUAUACUGAGCUCAGGAAAAAGUUUGUGUCAGCUCAGCUUUGCAAGCCAAAAACUCCUCAAGACCAGAAAACAAGUGACUUAGAGAAAACAAACACUUAUAAUCAACAAAUCAAAUUCCUACAAACAAAACUCUCUCAACUUCAGGAAGAACUCACUAAUUCGUAUAGGAAUAAAUCGAACUUUGAUGAUUCUAUUAACCAACUCCACCAGAAGAUUGAGAGGCUAGAGAAUCAAAUUUCUGAAAAAGACAAAACUAUAAGCAAACUAGAAAGAACAAUUGCUCAUUUAAAGUCUAGCAGAUCAUAA